CCUCUCUUCCUUUUAAGCUUAGCUUCUGCUGCUGUUUCGGAGGAGCUCGAUCUAGAACAACAACUGCCUUUGCUUGCUUGCUUGCUAGCUUCGCUUCCGAGUUUGUUUUUAAGCUGACACUUCCAGUACUAGCGAGCUCGGAACAAUGGCUGCCUCUUCUUUGAUUUCGUCUUCUCUCGCCACUUCCCUCUCAUCUGCAACACUGCAGUCCGGAGCCAAGGGCCAACAAGGAUGCAGUGCUGUUUCUGGAACGAAGGCCGCCUUCAACAACCGGGUGAAAAACUUGAGCCUUCAGGCUAAGGGGUCUUUCAUGGGCUCAGCUCAGUCCUUGAGAACUGCUACUCCCUCCCUGAAUUCGAGGCAGCUGUCGAGUGGACCGAUCCGAGUGACUGCAGCUGCUGCAGCCAAAUCUGGAUCCACCGAGAAGGCCAAAAUCGGAAUCAAUGGGUUCGGAAGAAUCGGUCGCCUCGUGUUGCGAAUUGCGCUGUCCAGGGACGAUGUCGAAGUGGUGGCCGUCAACGAUCCGUUCCUCACCACCGACUACGUGAGGUACUUGUUCAAGUACGACUCUACUCACGGAGUGUACCCCGGCGAAGUUGUAGUUCUCGACGAGAACACCCUGUCCGUCGACGGGCACAAGAUCAAGUUCUUCGGUGCCAGGGCCCCGGCCGAUAUCCCAUGGGGUGACUGCGGUGCCGACUACGUCGUCGAGUCCACCGGCGUUUUCACUAACGUCGCCAAGGCCUCUGCGCAUUUACAGGGCGGAGCCAAGAAGGUGAUCAUCUCCGCUCCGUCGGAGGAUGCCCCCAUGUACGUCAUGGGCGUGAACGAGGAGAAAUACACUGCGGACCAGAACAUCGUCUCCAACGCCAGCUGCACUACCAACUGCCUCGCCCCUCUCGCCAAGGUCGUACACCAAGAGUUCGGCAUCGUGCAGGGCCUCAUGACCACCGUCCACGCCACCACCGCGACCCAGAAGACCGUCGACGGGCCGUCCGGGAAGGAUUGGCGCGGCGGGAGAGGAGCGGGACAGAACAUCAUUCCCAGCUCGACGGGAGCGGCCAAGGCCGUGGGCAAAGUGCUGCCGCAGCUGAACGGCAAGCUGACGGGAAUGGCGUUCAGGGUGCCCACGCCGAACGUGUCCGUGGUGGACCUGACCUGCCGCCUGGAGAAGGCCGCGUCCUACGACGACAUCAAGAAGGCCAUCAAGGCCGCGUCCGAGACCUCCAUGAGCGGCAUCUUGGGCUACACGGAGGACGCCGUGGUCUCCAGCGACUUCAUCGGCGACCGCCGGUCCAGCAUCUUCGACGCCGGCGCCGGCAUCGGGCUCGGCGAUGGCUUCGUGAAGCUGGUCUCCUGGUACGACAACGAGUGGGGAUACAGCAACCGAGUCGUGGACCUGAUCGAGCAUAUCGCAGCAGUUGUGGCGGCCCAGAAGAAGAAUUGAGUGUUUAGUGACACCCUCCGAGCGAUCUUCCUUCGACUAUGGACGAACCACCACACCUGGCGACCGUCAGCUCGACCUCGCCCGUUCUUUACCGACUCCGUUCCACGGUUUUGCGGCAGAUGGGCGUCGUCGAGUCUGCAACAUCAAUCUUCAGCGCUGUCUUUCCGAGCAGUUGCUAGAUAUCGAGUGCAAUUCCUAGGACUGAGCUUCUACACAGCUUUGGGCGAGUAGUAUGUUGAACUUGUUUUUGUCCCUACAAGACUCCGGCGAAUCAAAGUAUCCAACCCUUUACGGGUGAGACAGCGAGAGGUGAAUGCCCGAAGCUUGGAGAAUCCGCAAAAGGCAUUUGCAAGAGCAAAAUGUGGAUCUUUUUCGAUCGAUGCGAGCUAGUCAAGAGAUGUUAGUCGACGUGGAAUAAAUUCGUAGAUGAAAUUCAACUCAUUAUCCUGUCGCUCCUAGUGUGAUUGAUGUUCCCUUUUCCUCGAUGUGAACGUUUAUGUCCAGUCCGUGCCGCACUUCUACUCGAUUGAGUUGAGCCCUUUUUCCAGUCGAGAGGCGAGAGCCCAGAGAUGUGAAUCAUGUAUUAAAUUUGUUGGGUGAGUAUUUUGAGUGUAAGGUAGUGAGUGAUGUGCAAAUCACUCAUGGGAUGCUGCUUUGUUUUUGACCCUAGGAGUUCUAGCUGCGAAGAAAAUGAUCUUGUUAAGAUUUAAUGUGAUGGCUCAUAAAAUAAUAGAAAAUUGAUUGUACUAACAGG
Marchantia polymorpha subsp. ruderalis is the source of this 2201-nucleotide messenger RNA. NCBI's taxonomy places the organism in Eukaryota, Viridiplantae, Streptophyta, Marchantiopsida, Marchantiales, Marchantiaceae. The record is from the annotation of a GenBank genome assembly.